AGUAUAAACAACAUGAAAUAAGCCACUACAAAAUAGUUUUAAUCCAGACUAAAACAGGGAUAUGCCUGGAAGGAAUUGUGCUUUCCCAACAUGUACAGUUUCAUUUACAAGUAAGCAUAACUUCAUGAGCUGCUUUCAAAUCCCAACAAGGAAAUGUGAUACUGAUUGGAGAAAUGAUAUUGUUAAAGUUCUGGGUAAAUAUCGUGAAGUAGACAAGUCACUGAGGGAGAGGAUUGCCAAUGGAAACGUCUAUAUUUGUGAACGUCAUUUCAAACCUGAUGAUAUUGAGUUGACAAAAUCUGGUCGUAAAACAUUGAGACUUGGUGCAGUCCCAUCUUUGAAUUUGCCAGUGAAGUCACACGAGACACCCAUUGUUUAUCGAAGAAAGCUAGAUGUAGCUAGUUUGUAGUAAACCUAAAGUAAAAACUGUCUGCUACAAACACUGGAAUGACUUCCUUGCACGAGCUACGAAAUCAAAGAAAACUAAUAAUUGGCAGCUUUGUAAUAUUAACAAUGAUACAAAAAUUUAUUUCAAAUAUUUUGAGAAACCAUUCUCUGUGCCGAAGUAUGAAGUUAUUGUGAAUGAUUCUUUGGAAUAUACUUGUUUGAUGUAUGGCUGGAAAUUACCAGAUGAUCAUGUUAUUUGUCCAGCCGUACUUUAUUUUAGCUAGCCGUACUUAACUUAAUUUCGUUUUUAUUGCACAUAUUUUGGCCUUCAAAGUUGUUUCUUAUAUGAUAGGACCCAACCGUAAAAUAUAUGUUGUCUUAUAA
Hydractinia symbiolongicarpus is the source of this 771-nucleotide messenger RNA. RefSeq lists its product as uncharacterized. The coding region runs from base 62 to 409 and encodes 115 amino acids. The transcript is spliced from 2 exons. The record is from RefSeq and is a predicted model, not a curated record. NCBI's taxonomy places the organism in Eukaryota, Metazoa, Cnidaria, Hydrozoa, Anthoathecata, Hydractiniidae.